Sceloporus undulatus (fence lizard) is the source of this 6905-nucleotide messenger RNA. It is a transcript of the gene TRAK2, whose product is annotated as trafficking kinesin protein 2. Gene Ontology annotation, biological process: neurogenesis; anterograde axonal transport of mitochondrion. Gene Ontology annotation, molecular function: GABA receptor binding. Gene Ontology annotation, cellular component: dendrite. The record is from RefSeq and is a predicted model, not a curated record. The coding region runs from base 379 to 3096 and encodes 905 amino acids. The transcript has 17 exons. NCBI's taxonomy places the organism in Eukaryota, Metazoa, Chordata, Lepidosauria, Squamata, Phrynosomatidae.
GUGGCCGCCAUUUUGUGACCCGCUGUCGCUGUGGCCGCCUCCUCCUCCUCCCCCGACGUUGCUCCGAAAGAGGGAGCUGAGAAGGCGGCUGCAGCAGCCGAGGAAGCCGUUCCUGGAGCCGAUGCUGGAUGUUUUGGGCAAGAUCAUAACAUAAGGAUAAUAACCUCAGAUGUGGUACAAGCAUCAGAUGUGUCCCGUUGCACCUGGAUGUCAAGCUUACCAAAUACCUGAUAUCAGAAAAACAUUCUCAUAAUGCCAGAGUACAUUAUCUACUGUGGUUUUAAACCAAAACCAGCUUUCAACAAAAAUGAGAGAUAUCAACAUGUGACGAAAAUUGCGGAUGUGGUUUCCAAAUAACAGAAGUGUGAAGCAAACCUCAUGAAUUUCAGCCACAGAGAUUCAGAGUGCAUCAGUGAUAUUUGCUCUAAUGAAGACCCCCCUGAAGUAGAGCUGGUGAGCAUGCUAGAAGAACAGCUGCCUCAAUACAAAUUACAUGUCGACUCACUAUAUCUCUCUGAUAAUGAUGGAUGGAUUCAGUCUUCUGGCUGCCAUAGCCAUGUACCUGAAAUUGCUUCUCCAGUCCUUGCUGAGGAGACCUUCCGUUACAUGACUCUUGUUGAACUUCCCCCUUCUUGCUUGGCUGGAUCUCACAAACAUGCACAAGUUCUUGGGACGGACAGACGAGAGCAAGUGACAAAUAACUGCAAUGAGACUGAAGUAGUCACACAUCUGCUGGCAGAGAGAGAUCGGGACCUAGAAUUAGCAGCACGAAUUGGACAAGCCCUGUUGAAGCGGAACCAUAUCCUAACUGAACAAAAUGAAGCUCUGGAAGAACAAUUGGCCCAAGCCUUUGACAAGGUUCACCAGCUACAACAUGAGCUAACGAAAAAAGAUGAACUACUUCGUGUAGUGUCUAUUGCUUCUGAAGAAAGUGAGACUGAUUCUAGUUGUUCCACACCCCUUCGCUUCAAUGAGUCCUUCAACCUGUCACAGGGCCUUGUACAACUGGAUAUAUUGCAGGAUAAACUCAGGGAACUGGAGGAAGAGAACGUAUCUCUUCGAACAAAGGCCUGCCAUUUGAAGACAGAAACCAUGACCUAUGAAGAAAAAGAGCAGCAGCUGGUCAGUGACUGUGUCAAAGAGAUCAGGGAAACAAAUGCACAAAUUGCAAGCAUGAGUGAGGAGCUGACAAGAAAAAAUGAAGAGCUACUUCACUACCAGGAAGAGAUCUCAUCCCUCUUAUCACAGAUUGUUGAUCUUCAGCAUAAAAUCAAAGAGCAUGUAAUUGAAAAGGAAGAGUUGAAAUUGCAUUUGCAAGCUUCCAAAGAUGCCCAGAGGCAGCUGACAGCAGAGCUCCAUGACUUACAAGAGCGAAAUGCAGAAUGCCUGGGGAUGUUGCAUGAGUCACAAGAAGAAGCAAAGGGACUGCGCAGCAAAGCCAGCCAAGCUGCGCUUCUCUUCCGCCCUCAGUCAUCUGGAACAUUUCCUGUGGAAUCUUUGGCAGCUGAGAUUGAGGGGACCAUGAGGAAAGAAUUAAGUUUGGAUGAAGACUCUUUUUCUAAGCAAAAGGUUCAGCAGAAGCGUGUAUUUGAUACUGUCAGAGUUGCUAAUGUCAUACGUGGCCGUUCUGCUUUGUGUCCUGCCCCACUACCCAUUCCAGGGUCAAAUCGCUCAAGUGUUGUCAUGACAGCAAAGCCUUUUCAAUCUGACAUGCAACAUCUGGAAGGAAAGGUGCAUCAGGCUCAGGGGACCAGCAGGGAACCUCAAAAGUCAGGCCAUCAUGGUGUUCCUGGGGAAAAUGAUUUAGCCACAGCUCUGCAUAGGCUUACUCUCCGCCGUCAGAACUACUUGAGUGAAAAGCAGUUCUUUGAAGAAGAAUGGGAGCGCAGGAUACGUUUUCUGGCUGAUGAGAAGGAAGAACCAAGUGGCUGUAGCACACCAGUGGAGAGCUGCAUUUCACUGGGAAGCUGUUCAGAACUUACAGAUUUCUCUGGAAACUCCAGCAGUUUACGUAGCCUCCUCCCAGAGAAACUGCAAAUUGUCAAACCGAUUGAAGGUUCUCAGACCCUGUUCCACUGGCAGCAGCUGGCUCAGCCUAACCUAGGUACCAUCCUUGACCCACGGCCUGGUGUUGUCACAAAAGGUUUCACACUAUCUCAAGAUGAUGUCUAUCACCUUUCGGAUUUGGAAGAAGAUGAAGAAAGGGAUGAAGGCAUAACCUUCCAAGUGCAACAGUCUCCUCAAGAUGAAGGGAAGCCCACAGUGCCAAAAUCAGUGGCAGGAAUCUUCCUACCACCUACUAAAUUAGCAACACUUCCCCUCACAGCUUCUAAUCCAGGAAAAUGUCUCUCAUCAACAAACUCUACUUUUACUUUCACCACUUGUAGAAUCCUCCACCCAUCUGAUAUCACACAGGUUACACCCAGCACUUCAUAUGCUCCCUUAUCCUCUGGAAGUUGUAGCAGUACAAGCAAUACGGUUACAAGCUCCCCUUCCAUGUCAUGCAGGUUUAGUAUUGGAGAAUUCCUCACUAACAGAAGAGACUCUACUACUACCUUCAGCAGCACUAAAGGCUUAGCUAAACUUCUGCAAGAGCAGGGCAUCUCAGCAAAGGUCUACAAUAGUCCCAUCUUAGAGAAGGUACCAUUGUUCCAGCCCCCCAAGAUACUUGCUGUUCCCUCAACGCCACCAAAUUCUCCUUUGCAUUCACCUUGUCCUUCCCCUUUGCCCUUUGAAUCUCGAGCAAAUGCAUCUGAAAAUUUUUUGGCUUCUCGGCCAGCUGAAACAUUACUACCAGAGAUGUAUGGACUGAAAGCUACUAGUUGUGAUGCAGGUCAACAGAAGAUGAACCUGGUGGAGAGGCUAAAGAAAUUGGGGAUUGCCAGAGUUGUCAAACAUCCUGAGGCAGGGGACAAUAGGAAAAGUCAGGGAGCAAAGAGUGCCCUCCAGAGGCAGGACUCAGCUGUGUAUGUAAAUGCAGGCAGCAAUCUGAUGGGAGGCCUGAGAAGAAACCACAGCCUUCCAGUCUUGAUCAGACCACUUGGAGGGCCUGUGAGCACAUCAUCCUCAAAGAUGGGAGUUCUCAAAGAGGAUUGAGCACAACUGACAUUAGCUGGCAAGAUAAGGCAAAAUACAUAGGCUGAGUAUGUGGUUAUGGUCCAAAGGACGUUUAAAAAGAGGGCUGCUGAAGGAAGUUCAAGUGGAGGUGGGAUGUGGACGAGACUUUGCAUGAGAUGAGAGAAAGUAGAUGUAAAUGUUAAAAGAGCAAAGGAAAGAGAAAACCAAAGUUCAACUUUGAGAUCACUGACAUCUCUAGCCUUCUACCAAUAGAAGCAACAUAAAUACAGUGUAUUUUCUACCUUUGGUAUUAGAUGUAUGGAACAGUAAAUAUCAAUGUAAAUUCUGUUUCGAGUAUGUUUGUUCAGGUUUUCCUUGAAGGAUCCUACCAUUUAAAUGUAAUUCUAGGAGUGGAGUAAAUUCCUUGUUAGGUUCUGGGACAGAACAACAGCUGCAACUAUUUUUAAUGUAUACAUUUAAAAUAAUGAUAUUGAUAAAAUAAUGAUUCUGAAAAAAAUAGAGUUGCAAACGCAGUGGGGAAAAAUACUUGAGUAUACUCAUAUUAAUAAGUGGAGAAAUAUAUGGCUAUCUGUUGAAACACAGAAAAACCCUCAGGCAAAUAUUUAAAAGGGACUAAAUCUAUGAGCUUUAUGUGGCUUUAUAUUUAUUGGACAUAAAUGGGAAGCAUAUACUUGGCAGAGAAAAGUGUCAGCUAUAGUCUCUUUGUCUGGCAGUCUGAGAUACGUCCAGCACAUUGUUGCUGGAAUAAUCUUGAAGCAGUACUAUAGAGUUCCAACACAAUCUUGGUUGAAGUGACUGUAGAUUGGAGCCACAGCAUCCAGGAGGAUAUGUCCUAGAGAAGAAAUUACACAGUAUUCAGUUGUCAUCUGAGCCUUGGAAGGCUCCCAUUGCACAAGUUUCAUAGAGUGGUCAAGGAAUCUAUCGCACAAAAGAGUAUGCACUGCUCCCAGUGUUAAGGAAGAACAAGCACUGUUUAAAAAUAAACUUUUCCUCCCUUAUACAUGAAAUUCUGAACUUCAGCCUUUGUGAAUGAAUCCAUUCUGAGAUGGAAAAUUCUUUUUUUGGCACAGUGAGAAGGUAAAAACAGUCUCUCUCAGGAUAGCUUUGGAUAUGAGAUACAAAUAGGAAGGAGAGAGGAAGCACAAGUUACUUUUUCUUUCAGAUUUUCCAUGUGAUGAAGAGGGAACUUUUGAUGAGUGAAUUUUAACGCACAUCUGAAAAUGACUUACCUCACCUUUGUGUGAAAAUACUUGUAAAUCAUGGCAUGCUUGCAGCAAGCUGUGUGAUAAAACUGAUUUGUGCUUAUGGUGUAAUGAUGCCCAUAACCACUUUUCUGUGGAUUGCAUUACCAGUCCAUGCAAGAAAACAAAUCAACAUGGUUUAAAGAUUAAGCACAAAUAGUGGCUGUGUGACUUAAUAUUUAGGCAAGAUAGGUCUCCAUAAGAUAGCCAAUCUGUGCAUGAUUUCCUAUUAUUGUACAAUAGGGCGGGAAUCAUGCAGCCCUCCAAAUGUUGGAUAGCAACUCCCAGCACUCUUAGCCAGUAUAAUUAAUGGUGAGAAAUGUUGGACAUUGCAAUCCAACAUUAGCUGGAGAGGUACAUGAUGCCCAUCCCUGCUGUAGGAUAUAUCCCAAACAUCUAAGCAAAUUAGAUAUAACAUACAUAAUAAUUUUGUAUAUAUGUUGCUUGCAAACUAGGCAUUCUAAGUGAGGAUUUUUGGUUUCUAUAAAGUAAAAGUACUCUAAAAGUAGCAAACAACUACACCAAUAUUUUUGUCAACAGCUGUGUCUCGGAGUCAUCCUUGAGCCUCCAGUAACUCCAUUUGUUGUGGAAACUCACCAAAAUCCUAAGAAGGAAAAUGGGGAAGGAGAAGGGAUCUGGCAUUUCUUUUGAAACUCACCAAAAUGUUUCAGCAUGAGUUUUCAUAGACUCAGUCCACUUCGUCAGAUAUUUUAAUUGUUUGUAGCCACGUGACGCCUAGGGCCUAAAUACUCUAAAGGCACCAGAUCCCAAGCAGGGUCAGCCCUGGUUCUUGAGUUAGGAGACCACCUGGGGAAUACCAGGUACUAUAGACUAUAUUUCAGAGAAAGAAACUGGCAAAACCACCUUUGAGGAUUCCUUGUCUAAGAAAAUCCUAUGGAAUUAGUGGAAUUGCCAUAAGUCAACAGGCAACAUGAAGAUACAUACUGUGCUUGCAAACUUUGUCUUUUGUGCUCUUAACAACUGUAAUCUAGGUGAGGGUUUUUUAUGUUUUCUGUAGAGCACAAACUUUACAAAUGGCAAACUGAUGCGUCUGAUGAAGUGGACUGGAAUCCACAAAAGCUUAUUCUGAAAUAAAUCAGUUUUAAAAGGUACUGCUAGAUUCCUUCCUCCCCCCACACCACCACCUUCCACCGCUGAUAUAGGCUACCCCAGCAAGCGCCUUGAAAAGUAAGCAAAAUCCUGUAAAUGAUAAAAAAUAUAUUGAAUAUAAAUUUAUAUUUAAGAGUUAAUUCUAUUUUAAUUUAUAAGUAUAUUCUAAAUUAAACAUUUUGAGUACAUUUCCUUAAUAUCGUAAAAAUAAAAAGCUCAUGUUUCUUGACAAUGUUAAGAGAGAAUUUUAUUUAAUAUGCUCUCUAUUAAGCUUGGAUUCUGACAUAUUUUACAGCAGCAAGGAAGCAUCAGGGAAUUAAACCACAGCUUUUGCUCAAAUUACUCAGUAAUACCCAAAGGGAAACAAUAUAUGUCUUUCUUAUGCAAGCUAUUAAUUCCUACUGCAUUAAUAUUUUUUAAAAAAUCAAGAAUGAAUGUGGAUUUCUUGAGACUCCAUCUUUACUUCAUUAUUUUUACUUGUUAUCGGUGGAAGAAGCUGUCUUGGUAAACGAGACUUCUUUCUUUUAUUCAUGUAAAAAAUAAUUUUGUUAAGUAUUUUCAGUAAAUGAAUGUUACCUGCUUGAGGAGUUCUUUAUUCACCUCUUCUAACAGGGACAUCUGAAAGGAUCGAGGAGUCUCAGCCUCAAAAAGGAAAGGAAAUAAAAGGCAGGCAGGCAACCUAGUUCAGCUUGGCUUAUCCACUGACCCUUGAGGAACCAUUCUUUGUUUAAUGUACAGUUCAGAGCAACAAAAAUCUGUUUGCAUCCACAGGUGUUCUAAGUGCAUUUUGUACAGUGUGCCUGAAGUACCUUUUCUCAAGAAAACUACCAUAGUUGAUAACUAGAAUACCAGUACCUUUGUGCCAAAACCAUUUUUAGAUAGGAACCUUCAAGCACAGGAGACCAGCAAAUCAGUUUUAAGAGAUCUUGAUGAAUAUAGAUACAAGAAAUGCAAGUGACAUUCCAGUUUGGUGCUCUUCUAGUGCAAGGUGACUUACCUGGUGGAACCAAUUUAUCAGUAAUAACAGGAUACUAAUAUGCUAAUUAUGCAGGAAAAGAAACUGAGGUUGGCCCUUUAGUUUCUUACAUCUAUGCUUGAAAAGGGUACUGUAUUUAAGUGCCAAUUCAACACAAAGACAGACCUAUAUGUACACUCUUAGAUAUAAAUAUUAAUUUUUCAUUGUUUUCUGACUUCUAUUCAUGUUUGAUAAAUAUGUGUGUUUCAGUCUCUCUGUAAUUGAAUCGGAAGGCUCCUAAAGUUUAUACAGGUGAGUCAUGCGUUUGUGCAGCUGAAGAAAAAAUACAUCCUGUAAAGUGAAGGGCGAAAAAAAGAUUUGAAAUAAUUUCCCAUUUUACCAUUCGCAGCAAGGUUGCACAUUUAUUAUUAUAAUCAAUGACAUGUUUUUUUGCAUGUGGUUAUAUUUUAUAGUGGAACAUACAUCUGAUAAUAAAUACAUAAAACUGCCUUUUUACACAA